Molecule: messenger RNA, 3772 nt
Organism: Parasteatoda tepidariorum (common house spider)
Lineage: Eukaryota; Metazoa; Arthropoda; Arachnida; Araneae; Theridiidae
Cellular component (GO): cytoplasm; nucleus
Molecular function (GO): protein binding; transcription corepressor activity
Source: RefSeq, a predicted model, not a curated record
CAUGGUAAAAAUAAUAUGCAUCGUUUGUCUCAUAGAGCAUGUGUACCAUUGUCAAAUGUUCUUGCCAUGUCUGAAGAUUAUCCUUCAAACUCUUCCAAAAAGCAAGACAAGAAGUCAAGGAAUAACAUUGAUUUUGUAAUGGCAAUGGGUGAGCUUGAAGCUUACGUUGGCAUUUUUAAAGAUCAUUAUGGGAAAUUCCCUUAUCAAGAGAAAAACACACCUUUUGAUUUUAAAAGGGAAGAAAAUAUUUUGAAGGAAUUGCUAAAAAAUCAUUCAAGAGAAGCAAUUGUAUCAGACGAUACUUUUCCGUCCUCAUCUGAUAAUGAAUCGGGAAGUUCCCUUGCUGUUGUGGACUUAACUGAUGAUUUAAGCGAAGAUGAUGGGGAUCAGAUUACGGAGAAUGUUGCUACUUCUAUGCAGAAAAGUCACACCACGACAACCUUAUUUGAACAAGACGUUUCUUUGGAUUCAUAUAUGGUUCCAAAUGGUUUUUUGGAAAAUGGCAACAGAUCAGCUAAUGAAACCAAUAAUUCGAAUAAUAGUCAGGAAAUUAUAGAUACCAUCAAUAACGACUCGAUGAUAAAAACUGGAUUUCAACACUCUAUGGAUGUCCUCCAAGGCAACCCAAAAGAAUUACAAGAUCUUCAAGAAGUUAUCACUGGUAGUUUAUUGCCUAGCGAAACCACAGAUGAUGUUCAAAACUGGUUAACUCAUAGAAUGCCGUCGCCUGCUGGGAUCUCUAUAAGCAAUGUUAUUUCUGGAACAGAUGUUUCUUCGGGUACUGACCUUGCUGAAGUUGCUCAUUGUGAUGCUGAACCUGUCAUGCAGAGUACUAAUUUUUCUAUGAGUACACCAUCAACAGAACCAGAGCCAUUCCAAAGUACUUCAGUCUUUUCUACCUCAUCGAAUUCUAUGCAUCUUUGUUUAAGGAAUUAUGACAGGGUGUCGGAAGCUGGUGAUUUUUGUGAUUAUCCCCCAAGUACUCAGUUUCACGAUGAUGAAGAACCAGAUAUUGAAAUUAUCAGUGAAUUAUCUCCUUCCGGUGCCAAGACAAAAAGAAAUGACACAGAUUGCAUUCUACAAGCCAUUCUGAGGUGUGAUCCUAAGUCCUUAACAAUGCUUAAACAGGCUAACAGGAUGGUUCAGCAAUUUUUUAUUCAGUUUUGGGGAGCUACAGCUAAAGUGCCAAAUCCUGAGAAAAUUAUUAAACAUCAAGAGAAUGAGAUACACAAUCUGAAAAUACAAUUGGAGGAAAAAAGGCGGGAAAUCUCUCUUUUGAAAAAUGUUACGUAUGAGGAAAAAAUGCAAAAUGCAGAUAACAUUGUCCAAUGCUUGAAAUUAAGAAUCAGCAAACAAGAUAAAGAAAAUGAAAAGCUCAAAGAAGAAUUAGAAAAACUUAAUGAAGAAAAAAAAAAGCUCAAAGAAAAAGAAGAGAAGCUCAAGGAAGAAAGCGAAAUUCAAAAAAGAGAAAUUCAAAAUUUGAAAAAAGAGUUAGAUAAACUUGAGGCAAGAUUUAACGAAAGGCUCAAGGAGGCAAAAACGAUGAAAUACUGUUCCCUCAUUGAUUGUUCCCAAGCAGCAAAAAUUCUUUGCUGUUAUUCUGGCUUAAGGUCUUUUGCAUACUGCAGUGAAAAAUGUAAAGCAAAAGACGACGUCCAUAAAAGAUUUGAGUGCAAAGCAGGGAAGAGAACUGGUCCAUUACAGGUGGCAGAAGAAAAAGAAGCAACUCCCGAACAAGUUGUUGCAAGAGGAGUUGUUCAACAGUCUACAACUACAACAAUAUAUUUACACAAAGAAAUAACUAGUUCCAGUGCAACUCCACAAACUGCAAAUAUACACAAAAUGAACAAAGUUGUUGCUGCCAAAAAGACUUAUGAAAUGUCCAGAAAUAUAAACAGAAAUACGAACUCGCCAGACAUAUAUUAAAAACAUUAUACAUAACUAGCCUUUAUUAAUAAACAUCAUAUUGUUAAUUUUCGUUCACCUCUUGUAUAUGUUGUCAUGUUAUGAUAUUUUAAAAUGUUUCAUUUUUAUAUUUGUUUCAUUGAUUCACCGUAUUAUUUAUAAAUUCUCUCUGAUAAUUCUGAAAAAUCAAUACAUUUUAUUUGUUUUUUUUUUGUCAUUUACAAAUCAUUUAAAAAAUUUGAUAGCCCCAAAACUUAUGUUUUAACCAGCGCUCAUCGAUUUACAUCAAUCUUUUUUUCUUAAAAAUCAUUAAUAUUUGGUAUUAAAUAAAUUACAAUGCUUUUGAAAUAUUUUAUAACUUUUUGGGGGUUUUCAGGAUGCAGUCUAAAUAAUAAAUUGAAAAUUUAAUGUUUUUUUUUUUUUUUAAUUUAUCUUUAAAAAGUACUUACUGAAAAUGGGUAUCUUUGCAAAAAACAUGAUGGUAAUGAAACUUCUACCAAUUCUUGGUUUUAAAUAGUCUUUAAAACCACAUUUUAUUUUUGUAUUGCAAAUAUAUUUCUGAAUCUUAAAAGUAUUUACAGUAUUAAAAGGUAAUUCCAAUGUUGAGUAAAACAGCUGCUAAAAGAAAAAUUCAGAUAGCCUGUUCCUAUAUGUUUUUUUUUAUUUAUUAAAUUUUUUUUUAGAUAGUAACUAAUACAUAGUUUAAAAUGUAUUAUUAUUUUAACUUAAUAUAAACUAAAUUUCUUUCAAUAUUUUUUAAAACUCAAGCUAAAGUUUUUGUUAUUAUUAUUUUUUUAAUCACAAACCCUGCAUUUAACAUAUGUUACAAUGUUUAAUUUGAAUUUGUAAGAUAUGUUUUGAUAGUGAGUUUUCAAUUUGUUCUAUUUUAUCGAAUGGGAUUUUUAUAAAUUUUUUUAUGUCUGACACUUAUAACACACAUAAUCGUGGUAAAAAAAUUCAAAAUUUUAUUAUUAGUUAUAAUUACAAUUCAUUAUAGAAGUAUCAAAUAUGAAUUCUAACCAUAUAAUCUCUUAUAGAAAAAUACAUUUGCUAAUAACUUGUUUCAAAUGUAAAAUCAUUAUUUUUUUAAGGACGGUGAUUUUACUCUGAUGAUAAGGUAUGAUGUAUUAUGUACAAGAUAUGAUGUAAAAGUUAUGUGUGAAUGUAUAUGCAAAAUGAUGUCUAUAAAAAAGAAGAACAUUUUAAUGUAUAUUUAUAAGAAGUACUUAUUAGAUAUAAGUAACUUAUCAGAAGUAUUGAGAGUGAGCUGCACUUUUUAAAAAUCUUCACAUAACUGUGGAAAAUUGCCACUUUUCUUCCUUUACAUUAAGAAUAAUUAGUUCUAGAGCUAUAUUAUAAAAUGAAUAUAAGAAUUCUCUUCAGACAGAAAAAGGCAUGAAAUUAUAAUUUCUUAAGUAUCUUAUUAAGAUUUAAUUUUAUUCAUUGAAAUAUGUUUCAUUGAAACCAAAUUUUUAAAGUUUUAAAUCUUUUUAAAUUUUAAUUGAGAAAGCUUUCAUAAAAACCAUUUCAGCUAGGAUUAAUGAAUGAUAUGGAAAAAAUGCAAUAGUAAUUAAUUAUAUAAGUAUGUUAAUUAUACAAGCAUUACUAUAAUUAUCCAUAGGAUAACAUGGAGUAAAUAGAAUCUCUUUCCUAUCUGAAGGGGACCCUUAAUUGUAUUUUUAUACACAGUUGUCUGUUAAAAUUGCUAUGGAAAAGGAAUGGCAAAUUUUGAUUUAGUGCCCUAUAAAAAAAAUUUAUAUUUCUAUUUUUUAAAAUGCAAAAUUAAAGCAUUAUUUGAAGAAUGUAAUCAUCUUGCUAAGAUUGUAUUAUAUAUUAUCAAAAAUUUUCAAUAAAAAAACUAUAACAA